Molecule: messenger RNA, 6956 nt
Organism: Aquila chrysaetos chrysaetos
Lineage: Eukaryota; Metazoa; Chordata; Aves; Accipitriformes; Accipitridae
Product: BTB/POZ domain-containing protein KCTD5-like
Exons: 8
Coding region: 241-1059 (272 amino acids)
Biological process (GO): proteasome-mediated ubiquitin-dependent protein catabolic process; protein homooligomerization
Cellular component (GO): cytoplasm; Cul3-RING ubiquitin ligase complex
Molecular function (GO): cullin family protein binding
Source: RefSeq, a predicted model, not a curated record
GGGGCCACGGCCUUGGCGCGGCGGGCGGGCCGCCCCGGGCCGCCCGCUGAGGCCGUCGUUCGCCGCUCCCGCGCGGCUGCCCGUCAUCGCGUCGUCGUGAACGGCCCCGGCGGACAAGGCUGCUCCAGCGCAGGCGCCGGGCGAGAAGGGGGAAGGGAAGCGGUUCCGAGAGGGACGCUUCCGGUGGGAGGUGCACCCGGGGACCUGUGGCUGGGGCGGACCCUUACGGCGGCGGCGAGGAUGGCGGCGGAGAACCACUGCGAUUUCCCGGUUCACCCGAUCGGCGGCCUCGGCCCGGGCGGGCCCUGCCGCCGGUGCAGCUCAGCGCCGCCGCCCGGCGCGGUGCCCGGCAAGUGGGUCCGGCUGAACGUGGGGGGCACCUGCUUCCUGACCACUCGGCAGACGCUUUGCAGGGACCCCAAGUCCUUCCUCUUCCGCCUGUGCCAGGCCGAUCCCGACCUGGACUCGGACAAGGAUGAAACAGGUGCCUAUUUAAUAGACAGAGACCCGACCUACUUUGGGCCAGUGCUGAACUAUCUCAGACAUGGGAAACUGGUUAUUAACAAGGACCUAGCUGAGGAAGGUGUACUGGAAGAGGCUGAAUUCUACAAUAUCACAUCACUAAUAAAACUGGUAAAGGACAAAAUAAGAGAAAGAGACAGCAAAAUCUCACAGGUGCCAGUCAAACAUGUGUACAGGGUGCUGCAGUGCCAGGAAGAGGAACUCACUCAAAUGGUUUCCACAAUGUCCGAUGGCUGGAAAUUUGAACAGCUUGUCAGUAUAGGUUCCCAGUACAGCUGUGGCCGGGCCCAGCAGUCAGAGUAUCUGCUGAUAGUGUCACGGGAAGUGAAAGGGGAAGAGAGAUGCUUCCAGAAAUGCUGCAGUGAGCUAGUCAGUAUUGGUUCUUCCUAUAACUAUGGCAAUGAAGAUCAGGCUGAAUUUCUGUGUGUUGUCUCAAAGGAAUUGCAUAACACUCCCUAUGGCACAACCAGUGAACCCAGUGAAAAAGCAAAGAGUGAGGAUGAAGAAACGGAUUACGAUAUGAAUGACUCAGAUUAAGUGUAAAUGUCAUGAUUUUGCAAGAACGAGGUUCCAGGAUGUGAAGACAGUAUUGAACGGUGACAAUUUUUUCUCUUUUAUUCCAAGACGCAGUGAAUUGUCACACUGAAGAGGCUCAGCUGCAAAAGAAAAAAAUCUGAUUUAGACAAUUUUCUGUUGAUCUGGGUUCAACCAUUUUUGCCUAUAAGCUGGUGUCAACUGGCUGAAAGCAUUGCAAGAUUACAUAGUGGGAAUAGACGGUGUGGGAGUGUGUGUUAAGUUUUGGUUGUAGUGCAUGGUUGUAAUCUCUUGUGGGCUGACUGAUGCUGGUCAUUUGAAAAGAAAUGACCAUGCACUCAUAUUUAACUCUGAGACAUGUAGCACUUAACGUCUGGUGCUUGUUGACCCAACGUUGAUCAGUUCGGAGACAUUUUCCUAUUAAUCAUUGUAAACAUUUAAAGGACAAUGUAAUUGGUGCUACACACACACACACACACACACAUUACAGCCCACAAAUGCAAAUAUUUGGGUCUACAUUGUUUCAGAAUCAGGGGCAGCCCCAACUGACUGUGUUAUACUGCACAUUCCUUAUGGCUCUGUGACAUACUCUGUUAAUAACAGCCUAGGAGAUCAACUGAAACUAGCACAUAAUAAGUUACACAACAGUCAAAAGGUUUCUCUAAAGGAAGGGUGUAUAUAUUGAUUGGAUUUAUAGCAUAUUUUAAUACCCAAAGGGAAGACUAAACUCGGAGAAAAUCAUCUCUGAAAAUUUCAUCUGAGUUGUUCUUGAUGUUCCUUCUGUUAAAACAGUCUCCUCCUGCAAAAGUUAUGCUCCAGUCUUAACCAGAUGUUUGGAAGGGGAAUCAAAAAAUUCACUUAAAAUGAACAACUGAACAUUCUGUUUCUUUUGAGAUGUUUGUGCUCAUAUGUGUGUUUGUGCUUUUAUAAAAUGCCUAUAAGCAUUGAACUCUGUGGAUUAUGGUAGAGAUUUUUCAAGAGCUGGAGGUUGUACAGAAAUAUGGCUGGCUAGUUCUAGGUCCCUAUCUCUAUGACUGGGAUUAAAAUCAACCUUGAGUGUGAACACAAGCUCAUCGAUUUGAAAAACUUAAUUACUUCAGACAUUCAGGAUAGCUGUAAUCAAUCUUUCUCUUUCUGUACUGUUUCAACUAUGCAGUUGAAGAACACUGUUUGAAAACAUCUGGUGCAGCUUUAUUAGUUUGUCCUUGAUGAAGGCUAAUAUACAAGACUGGAGCUUUUUAAUACACUAUGUUUUGAGGAAAAUCUUUAACACAUCUUUAAAACACUUAAUGAAAUUGAUGAUAUAAAACUCUGCUUCAUUGAUUUAUGAAAACAGUGGAAGGGAGUUUCAAAAAGCUACAAGAUUGUUUUGAAUUCUAAAGACAUUAUGUUUUCAUUCUCAGUAACUUCAGAAUUCAUGCAUAUAAUCCUUUACACAAAAGUGUGAUUUUCAAACACCCAGGGUCUACUUUUUUUUUUUUUUUUUUAAAAAAAAAGGACUUGCUAUACAUUGAUAAAAGUUUGGCAGAAACAAUUUGUAAAAACCAUUUCUACUAAGCAGGUUAAGCAAUGGGCUAAAUGUUUUGUCCAUGCGUCUAAUGCUUGAAAGGGUUUGUAAUGCAUUUUGCGACUUGGAUGUGGUCUGCACAGGAAGCUGCUGGCCCCUCCACAACAACACAUAAAAUGUUUGUCUUUUUUUAAGAUGUUAAAACUGAAUUGAAUUUACUAAAAAUGUAAUUGUGUAAGGGGAAGUGUUUAUACUUUUGUACUUUUUUAGGCACCCAUAUUUUAUCAGUUUAAAUUUAGCACCCAAAUUUCCCCUAAAUAGUAACAGGUUAUCUUGUGUAUCUGAAAAUAAGCAUAACAGUUGUCUGUGUUAAUUGCAUAUUAAAACAUUUCCUCUGCUGCAGUAGUUACUGUGUUUUUAAACAGUAUGACUCCACUGAAUUCUCUGAGCUCCCUAGCUCAUGGAAUUGCAGCCAACCAUGUUUCUUGUUGUUUUCUUGAUGUGCUCUACAGAGUAAUUUGGCAUUGGCCUAAGUGGAUUUUAAUGCCUAAAAUAUCUGUUUUACAAUGAUCCUUCUGAAUCAGCAUUUCUGCUGUCUCUCUUAUUUAACCCAAAAAAGACAGAAAAUUUUAUUUCAUAAAGUGACAUUUUCAAGAAUGACAGCAGCAAAGCAUGAGUAACAAACCGAGCAAACUGAACAAAUUUAGAAUAUGUAAAAGAGUGGGGUUUUUGAAGUAUGUUUUUUUCACUGGAGUAUUUUCAGUUUAAAAACAUGCUUUUAUGGUGAGAUUACCUGCAAUCUAGUUUACAUUGUAUCCCUGUUGUAGCAAAUUUGGGGGAAAUGAGUGGUUAAUCAUUUUGCACUUUGUUUCCAAUACCUCACAAACAUUUUAAGAAAGAAAGAACAAAGAAAAAAAGAAGAGAACUUUAGUAGGCAGGUACCUUGUAAAUUAUUUUAAAUAUGCUGUUGUUUGACACCACCUGAACUAACUACUUUCCUGUUCUUGCUAAUGUCGUUAUUGCUUUAAUUUUUGUGAGCAUGUGAGGCUUUCAGAUAGAUGGAAGUGCUACCGUAUGCCUUUUGAAAAAGGCAUUAAGAAUUGAUCCGUAAAUAAGUGUGGUUUCUUUUUAUUUGACUCUUGUAAUUUCAAAUAAAGUUAGCUACGGUAACAAGGUAAUUGCAUUAGAGUCCAAUCUACAUCACCAGGUUUUGCAAACAUUGCUUCGUCUGUUAAGAUCUUGCAGGAUGAGGUAAUGUACCGAUACAGUUUAAACCAGAGUCCUUUGUCUGUUUCUUUUCUGUCGUUUGGAGAGUAUUUACCUCAAGAGAACUGCCUAUGACUAUGUAAAGCUGAUGGGUUCACUAGGGGGCUGUAGUUGAAAAGCUAUACUACAAAAGCCUUUGACGUGAACUCUAGAUUUACACAGCUCCUCUGUUCUUAAAUCAAAACAGUAUGGCAGGUUAGAAUUUAAGAUCCUAAGCACAAGGAGAUCAUAGCAGAAGAAAAUAAAGCAGGAAGGGAGAGAUACCAGAACAUAACAAUUAAUCAAGGUGACCUCUCAUGAAAAUGUAAAUUCUAUGGAAGAUUUAACUUUCUACCCUUUUGCUAUACAAAUAUUUAGUGAAGUUGUUUGGCUUGUUGUCCAUGGAACAGGAGGUUCAUUCAGCAGAUGAUUAGUGGAUUUUCAGUGAAAUUCUUUAAAGGCUUUUAGAUGACAAACUUCUUGCAAAACUUGUUUAAAAACUGAGAAGUUCAAAUUUACCAUAGCAACUUCUUGCUUUGAGUUAGGAAACAUAUACCAUACUGUUGUCCUUAAGUUUUGUCAGAGGCUAAUUUCUGUACUGGAGAUGACAUUUUUAUAUUAAAUUUCUAGCAAUGUGAAUGCACAGUUAUGAUUGAUUAGAACCAGGACUGUUUCCUGUAGAUACCAAAAUUGAAUCCAUCUCCUCUUUCUCUGAGAGAGGGUUGGGUUUUUUUUUUUCAGGAGAAAAAGGAAAAGUUCUAGCAGAUUAAACAAAAAAAAACUUGAUUGCAGCUAUGCUUAGGGAACAGGUCUGUUGAGUAGGAUGAUGGUGUUUUCAGAAAACUGCUUCUCAGAACAGAACACUGUAUUCUGUGAAUGUCUGUUGAGGUUGUUGAGAGUUGUCAGUCUCUUUUUGAGCCGUAGAGAACUACCACCAGCAAAUUAACACACAUUAAUUACAAAUUACUAUUUUUAUUAGUAUUACAAAAAUGAACUUGGAAUGCAAAAAUGCAGUAGUAUCUGAUUGAAUGAAAUUACCUAGAAACUGAAUUAUAAUGUGUGUUGUCCAAUCAUUCAGGUAUACUGGAAUACAUUCCUUGAGAAGUACUGAGAGAAAAGUGAAGUACUGGGGUUUUCAUGGAGAUCAAAGUCAAGUGAAAGAGAGUCUGGAGAAGCAGCCUGGGGUUUUGUUCACUUGAGGUGUGAUAAAAUCAAAAAGUGUCAUUCUCCUAUUUUAUUCUCUCUGACCACAUCAAAAGAAUCUUUCAGGUUUUUCAAAUUAACUUCUUCCAUCAGCCCUGAAAGGUGGGGCCCUUGAAAAGAGGUGAGAUUUUGUUAUGCCUUUAACAGUACCUGUUAGCUCAGGACAGUAGGAUUAAAACUUCUAGCGGUCAUUGGAGAAGUGUCUUUUCUAACACAACAAUUUUGAAAUACAUACGGUCUGAGGAUGCUGCCUGUUACUUCAUUAUAGUUUAGACUGCAGUUAUCGCCAGCUUUAAGGACAAUCGCAGGAUUUUACCUGAGUUUGUGUGUAUAAUUACUGAUUCUUAAAAUAGCCUAAAUAUUCAGUUUAAAAAAAAAGCGGAAGGCUGUCUGAACUCAGUGUCAUAUAACUUUUGUUUCUUUUGGCUCACAACAAUUAGGAGCUGUCUUUAAAGGCUUCUUACUGAACUGAGGCUUUCAAGGGCUAAACAGAUCUUACUGUUCAGUUUGCCUAGAUGAGUGUCAGACAGAAGGAACUCUUUCCAUUUUCAGUGCAGAAAUACUAAGGGCUAAAAUCCUUUCCGGGGCUAAUUUGAAGUUCCGGAGACAUACAAUGUUUAAAAAGCAGCUAGUCUGUUUUUCUUUCAACUCAUGGACUCUAAAAUAAUUGUUACAAAUGGCUGAACCAAUUGCAGAUAUAAGUGUUCAUAUAUGGCUUGGAAUUUCAGUAUGCGGCUUGGAAUUUGAGUAUGCAGCUUUGUAAGGAAUACAUCAGAGAAGACAGUACACUUGCCCACCACUUUAUUAUUGCCUGUGUUGAAAUCUAACAACUUUUAUGAAUAGCACUGGCAAUAGAGAGACUUUGAGGAAGAUUCUGCCGCAGGAAAUUGUCGCUGAGUAUUUCAUUGCAAUUUAGCUGUCCUUUACUUUAGCAAGGCUUACCAAGGCAUAAACUUCUCAAAAGUUAAGUGAAUGGAUACUGCUGCAAACAUAGCUUUCCGGGCCCAUCAAAGGGUUCUCUUUAGGAUGUUGUGUGUUAAUAACUACUAUAAUGAGAGAACCUUUUUAGAAAGUUAUUUUGCUACUUUGGGGGUGGGUGGAAGGGGAGGAGGUUCUGUGACAGUGCUCCUCUGCUUGCCUUAGAAAGCUGAGCCUAAAUUUUGACCUGACUUAACACAUGUUGAGAUUUCCAGGCCUGGUCAUCUGAAAUGUAAGAGUUAAUGUAUUUAUGUACAUGAUUCUUGCUCCUUUUGAAGAUUUUCCAAAAGCUUAUGCACAACUUUACUCAAACUUAACUUGGCUUAUGUAUACUUGCUAGGAUGAAGCAAGUGCCAAGGCACUGUAAGAGAAAUGUUGCCAACCUGUCCACCUGGAACUGAAAGAUCACCCAACUGAAGGAGUAUCAAAUGGCAACUAUUUCCAGCUGCUCCUGUACUGAGCCUCAUCUGAGCCUAGCUAUGAAAAAUCUGUUUCCUAUGGACUCUCUAGGCCCACCUACCCAAUUCAACAAAUGCUCUUUUUUUCCCACCCCCCCAAAUCACUGGUCUCAAAAUCAGUUGUGCAUCAGCUGUUUAUGUUAAUAUCCAAGCGGCCAUACUUGCACCGUGUUAUUUCCUGGAUAGUGGAUUAGCAAGAACACUUUAUUUUGUGCCAAUUCAUUAUCUCUGAAGUGUUCUUACUGCAGCAAAGUUUGAGUUUUGAUCUGUUUUAAUGGUUUUGCAUUAGCCAAAACUCUUAGCACAGACAUAGACAAGAAACUGAAUCCAUGGAAUUUCCCUGGAUAAAAAUCAGCUAGGGCUUCCCAAAUCAUUUGAAGAUGGUUACAGUUAACCAUCAUUCUUAAAAACAUACAAUUAAAAUGUGUGUGGGUAUUUUUUUAACCUCCUUUUCAUAACACUAGUGUAUUGUAAACUGCAUGAAAUAAACCUGUUUUUUCCCUUUUAAA